This is a messenger RNA of Cinara cedri, 23802 nucleotides long. NCBI's taxonomy places the organism in Eukaryota, Metazoa, Arthropoda, Insecta, Hemiptera, Aphididae. The record is from the annotation of a GenBank genome assembly.
UGUAAAGAUUUCGCAUUUCGAUCGCGCUGUACACGACGACGCGCAGCGCGCAUUUAUCCUACGGAGCGGGCCCGUCAUCGGGCGCGCCGAAACGAAAAUAUCGAUCGCGCGCGAACGGGCGCCGACGGAACGGCCGGCGUGCAGUCUGUCUGGCACCGUUGCGGGCGUACGAUCGUUCCCGGCGCGUUUCACGGAGUGGCCGCAUUCUUUUCAGCGUUAUUCCUGCGAGUAAGUGUGCACAAUAUUAUCAUUAUUCGCCGUUCUCGGCGCGCAUUCCUCGCGGCGACGGCCGCGGUAAACCGCAUCCGUUGCCCGUCGUACAUUGCGAUUUAUACAAUUUGAACGUUACCCGCCGGCAGCGCGUUACAGUUCGCGCUGACCGCGAACAAUUACCGGGUUUGCCGACAGUGCGUUACGGUACGGGCGGGCACCGGUGGGCCCGCGGUCCCGGGAUUUCCGCCACGGUUACCGGUCGUCGCAAUCGAACGUGCGAUUGUGCGAACGGCCGUUCCGAUGGUCCGCACGGGAGAUUAUUCGUUCGUCGCGCGCGCGUAAAACGAAAAUACCGUACGGCUGUUCCAUUCCGCGUUCACGGCCUUGGACGCGGCAAAAGCACGCCGGAACCGCGUCGACCGUUGCCACAUUUCUGGCGCGCGGCAAUAGACGCAGACGCCAAUCGCGAUCGAUCGCAAUUUUUCGCAAUGUUCAAAUCGGCGGCGGUUUUUUUUUUUUCUAUUCUUUAAACGGGCCCGUCCCGUUUUCGCGGCUAAAUCACGCGCGAACCCCGAAUUUCGCGACAUUUUCAAGCGUGGGUUUUUCACGACAUUUCAGGAGUUCAAUCCUCCGGCGUGGAUUUUUUCGAAACGACAACCUGCGCGUUUUAACGCAAAUCACGAAACGGACAGUUUAUCCGGAAAUGUUGACGCAUUGUAAUCGAAAUUUUAACGAAAAGUUUCCGAGUAAUUCUAUUUCAAACACUACACGGAUAAUAUUCUGUUGUAUUAUAUGCAUUGUAAACGGGUGCGCAUUCGGUGACAUUCGUUCAUAAGAGUCCUGUCAAACGAAAACAUUGUCUCGGGCAUACAUGACUACUACUAAUAACAAAAUAUUUUAUAUCGCGUAUCUAAUGACAAUAAACCGAAUCGUACCCGUGUACAAUGUAUUUUGAACGGACCACCGUCCUCGGUAUUUCAAAUGGAAUAACUCAGAAUCAGAAACUGUUCGUUCAAAUUUCGAUUGCGAUACAAAAAAAAAUACAAGUCGAUUGUGGCGAUAACAACAACUUUAAUUGUACACAUCAAUUGGCCACCGAAUAUUCCUUAAAUGCUGUGAAAAAUCGAAUUAUUCGAAAAUACCGUCUUUGAUGACAGCGCUUAAAAAUCCCCCAAAAAAAUCAUAAUAAUUUAAAUAAACCAACGCAUAAUUCAACCAUAAAAAUGGCACGAACAUGCUUAAAAAAAACCCCUAUAUCAUAUUUAUAAAUGGAAUUCAGAAUAUGUCGUCCGAUUUUUAUCGUUUCUGAACACCUUAAUCAAAUCCAUACGAAACUUCACUAACCACUAUAUGGCCCUAAAACUAAAAUUUAGUUCAGCCGCAACUUUAUCUAUUUGUACAAUUUUUGACGUAGGUGAUCAUUUGAAAAUCAAAAGUCGUUGAAAUUAAUGUUUUGACUGCCCAUUGUGUAAAUAGGCGAGAAAAAAAGCGCUGUAUACAAUUUUAGAACUUAUAAUGUUUAUCUAAUUUUCUAAAAAGAAAAUCCCAUAACAAAUAUCGAGUGUGCUAUUAUUACCGAAGAUUAAACAUCCUGUAUUUGGAUAUAAUAACGAACAAUUUACUAGCGGAAAUAUGAUGUAAUUUUAUGCAAAUACGAAGGUGUUUGAUUAAUAAAUGUUGCCAAAAAAAUAAUAGAUAAUUUUGUAACGAAAUUCCCCUAUGCUUAGUCGUGAUUUGAAUAUAAUAUAUUGUGUAAAACAUUUGGUAAUUGUUUUGCUUUGGUCAACAACCGUGCAUUAGUCAUGCUCAUAGAUAAUAAUUAUUCAUAUAAAGAUAAACUAUGAAUAAUUUUAUUGACGUAAACGCAAAUAGCACAAAUAGUUUUGAGGGCUUAAGGUUACCAUGAAUUUUAUGAUUAGUAUUGAUUAUCACGUACACUUAAUACUUAUACGUAAUGAAGACUUUAUUUGUAGGCAAGCUUGGAGAAGUUAAACAAGUUAUUUAAAUCACGCAUUUAAUUAUUAUAUUUCGAUACUUACCUAUUGAAUUAUUUUAAAGUAUUUAAACAGGUAUAUAUUUUAGAAUAAUAUUUGUCAUUAUUGCAUUAGGCAGGUACGAGUAUUAUUAGUUAGUUGACUGUAGUCAAUUGAAUAUUUUUUCAAAAAAUAAAUAAUAAUAAUACAUAUAAAUUAGAUAAUGUGGAACCGAUUUUUAAUCUAAAUCUAAAUAGAUCAUCAUCAAUAUUGUUUGAAAUUAAUUUGUUUUUUAAAUGUAAAUGUAAAAUUAAUGUAUUUGGCUUUUCUCUUUUUGAUAAAUCAAUACAUUUAUAUUAUAGUUUAUUAUGACGUUAACGUCAGACUCUUCAUCAUAAACCUACUGAUGUCCAUAAUAAAUACAUUAUAUUAUACUAUCGAACGUUAAAAUUUAAAAUCAAUAUCAAAACUAUCGAUUGUAUCGCAUACAAAAACCAUUCUGUACGGGUAUACUUCAGAAUAAUUUUAAAUUUGUGCCUUUUCAAAAUUUCAACACAUGGGAUAUUGUGUAAGUUAUAUAGCUAUUAUGGUCACAGCGUCAUAAACAUUACACAAUACCUAUCUACUUAAUAAUUUGCUGAGUAUAAAAGCAGAGUGAAAUGAACAUGUAAAACUGCAUGAAAAAUACUUCAGUUAAUACUUAUUGUUAUAAUAAUAGUUAUUGUUGACCCAAGAUUGCUUAAUCAUUAUUGAAACAAUCCAUUGCGCUGAUAUCAUUAACAUUUAUGAAACCGUACGUACAGCUCAUUAAUUGUGUCUAUCUCGCUAAAACAUACAUUUAGUAUCUAAUCGUUUCUAAUAAACUUAAUUAUGAUUGCGUUAAGGAAUCAGUGAAUCUGUACAGAGUGAUUAAUCGUCGAUAAGACACUCAUUAUCCCGAAAACCAUUAACAUUUUUCGACAUUUUGUUUUCUUUGUUUUUACCAUUUAAGAAACAAAUCGAUCUCAAAUGUUACUGUUAUUUUUUGUCACAUUCUUUUUGAAGCGUGAAAUCACUACCCACUUAUGGUUUUAAAAUCAAAACCAUCUAUUAUAAUUUCAUAAAUAGAUGAAGUUUUAGUUUAAAUACAUUUUGGUUUUAACAUUUUUAAUUUCCGUCAACCCGUUGUUCAGAUGUUUCAUUCAAUGUUUGGGUAAUGGGAAAGUAUAGUGGUUCAUCUACUACACCCAUAUUCAAACUUAGAAAUGUAUGAUAUUUAGUAUAGGUUUUGAUUUGAAAAUCGUAAACGGGUAGUGGUUUCACAUCCGAAAAUAAGGAUGAUGAAAAUAACAGUGACAUUUCAGAGCUGCUCGUUUCAAUAAUUAUCAAACAAAUUCCGACAAAAGUUAAUCAUUACUGAGAUAAUAAGUGUCUCAUUAAAGAUCAAUCGCUCAAUAUAAUCAGCAGUAAAGUGGUUUUAAAUAACACAGUUCAAACAUCAUCCAAGCCUAUGAAGCUUUUCUGCAGAAAAAUAAUAAUUCUUGAUAAAAUGAUAUGCGAAAUGCGUUCAUUAAAGUGCAGGCAGUUCGGUAUUGUUGUUUAUUAAUAAUAUUUGAAAACUAAAUAAAACAUUCGAAAAGAAUAAUUAAAAAAAAAAAAAAAAAAAAAGGUUUAGCGUUAUCAAAUAAAAAUAAGCCAUAUAAAUUCAAAUGUACGAUCAAAUUGUUAAUAACACGAACAUGUUUUCAUUAUUAUGUAGUUGUCAAUCAAUCAAACAUUUUAAAUUUGAAUUUGGCAAAAAAAAAAAAAAAAAAAACGCAUUUUUCAUGGCGUUAUGCGGUUUACGCGAUAAAUUGUAUGUUUCACGCAGCAGAGCCAGUAUCGUCGGGCAUGUUAUAAGUAUGUGUCACUGGCGGAUCUCCAAGGACGAACCGUUGUACAUUAUUCUACUAUUAGAAAAAUGAAUAAUCGCCUCACAUGUGCGCGACGCGCAACCUUCAAGCUUCUUGACGUUCACGAUUCACCUGCGUUAGACACAUUCGUAUUCACCGUAGUCAUCGCACGGACAAAUUUUCUUUUCCGCGUUAAUUCGCGAAUUCGGAAAUCCCGCGGUACGGGUCGAAUUCUGUAUUCGAUAUUUCAGCAGUCCAGUGUGCCGUAUUAAAAGUCCCAACGGUCAUGUUUGAUGCGUAGGUAGGAAAACAUAACGGAGGGGAGGAGGGGUUGCACGCGUUCGUCGCCCCCUCCCCCCUCCCGGGGGUCAGUUAUCGAUUAGAUAUUAUCGGCAUAGUGUUAUGAUAAACCGUGUUCGCGUUAGUACCGUAGUUACUGUAGUGGACAACACAAUCAAUAUAAUCGAUGUUUAUUAUUAAAACGUGCAAAGUGCCAAACUCUUACAAACUUAACGCAGACAAACAAAACAAUCAAUGUAUGCAAUUUAACGUUCGUUCGUUUUAUCAAUUGAUAUUAUGAAUAUGCGUCUGCAUCGCGUGCACUGCUGAAUUUUCUAAAUUUUUUUUUAACCGGUAUUUUCAUAAUUUCUGGGCAUUGUCUACGUUACCGUAAUUUUUCUUGCGCAGAGAAAACAAAAUAUGAUAACUGUAAAGUAUUCGUGUAUAUUUUAAUCCUAAUUAAUGAAUUAAUUGUAUAAUCUGUUUGAAUAUUUACAAAUUUGUCAAUAAUUUUAAUUAUGAUCUGUGUAUGAAGUCGACCAACUUAAAUAACGACUAUAAUAUUAAAUCGAGAUAAAAACUAUAUUUUAAUAUUUGGAUUAAGAAUUUAAUUUCAUUAUUAAUAGUAACGGUUCAUUGGAUUAUUUUAUAUUUUGUUUAUUAAUUAUCUCAUUUAUAUUAUUUAUGCUCGUACAGUUAUCCAGAUGUCAAUAUUAACUCAGAACUUUAUAGUCGAAUCUAAAUUCCAAAAAAAAAAAAUGUGUAUGUUAUUUAUUUAUUAUUAGUUGAUGAACUCUAUUUUACCUUAUAACUUAGAAACUGUACGAAUGUGACUAUGAAUAUUCGAAAAAAUUUGCUAAAAUCAAGUCUCUACCUAUACUUGUGUUAAGUAAUUUUACUUUAGACGAUAUUAUUGUCUGCCGCAACGAAAAAAGGUCGUCAGUUUUUCCAACUAUUUAGUUUUUUUUUUUUUUUUUUUUUUUAGUGUAAAUAAAUAUUUCAUAAAAAUCGAUAUACGACGACCUUUUCGUCGUGACAGACAAUUAAGGGGACGCUAUACCAAAAUGUGCACAGUCCAACUAACGGGCAAUAUAGCAAAAUCGACCUUGCGUAGAUUACAUAGAACUCGCUCAAUUUUGGUUUUAAAGUGUAAAACGCCCGUUAUAAAAUUAUAAAACGGGACAAUAUUUCGGAUAGCGAAACGGCGCGUUUCUCUUUUUAAAUUUAUUUUUUGAAAUGUGACAGUUGUGCAUAAACACGACUAAAUUAGUUUUUGUUUCUGAAAACGGCGUAUCGAACGAAUGUGUUCGGAAUAAUAAUUCGAUUAAUGGGAAAAACGCGUCGUACCGCCCUCCGGAAUAUCGUCCCGUUCGAAUUGCCCUAUAAAACCGGAUAAUUGAGCGGAGUUUUGCGCAGUCUGCGCGACGCGGAUUUUGCUACAACGCCCGUCAGUUAGACCGAGACGGCGCGUGCGGCCGUGGCAGCGUCCUCUUAAAACAGUACAAGUAUAGGAAUUCGUUUUGUUCGCGCACGAUCGACAGUCGGUUUUCGCUGCGGCGAUGUUUACACGGUACGCGGAUAUGGGGGACAAUUGCCGUUACAUUACAGUUGGCAACUGAUCGUUCGAUUCCACCGGAGUUACGAGGGUUUCGCGUUACGACCCCGAGUCAUUCGCCGUUUAAAUUAAACUGCUAUCGUACGGGUAAAGCCGCUGGCCACGCGGUCGUAUUGGCCAAACGCGAUAGUCGCGUGGCGAUAGUUAAGACCGUCGCUUUUUCAAUAACUCGCUGUCGCCAUCGUUAAAUGUGCGAGCGCCGCGAUUCUGGUUGUUGACGAUUGUAGUACAACGUCGACAUAAUAUUACGUUGUUGUUAAACGAUAAAUGUGGGGCCGAAAACGAUGAGUUGGCCGUUAGACGUGGGGGAUAUAAUAUUUCAAACGAAAUUUGAUUCGGUCAACAGUAUGGCCGUCAAUUCGUUUCGGCGAUUGUUUCCCGCGAUCGCGACGGUUGCGGUGAAACGUAAACGGCGUGGUCCGCACCGCGAUCAAAGCGAUAGGUAUGAUAGUAUCUGUCGUGAACACGUGUCCGUGCGAUAGUGUCGGUCACACGGUGAAAGUGCGGCACGACUAUCGCGUUUCACUGGCAUUGUGCGACCGCGGCUGUUAUCAUUACAGUGUAGCACAAUGUACGCCCGCAGCGUAUUCUGAAUACCCAAAACGCGUGCGAAACAAACACAAUGUAUCACAACAAUGCGUCUACAAGCCGUCCGUACGCACACCGAUUGAAUCAAUUAAAAAUACAUUUGCGAUUUCGGUACAGCACUCCUUCGUUGAAAAAAACUCACGCGCCAUAUCGGAAGACUAAAAAGUUAGAAUAAAAAAAAAAAAAAAAAAUUAAAAAUAAACAUCACCGUUGACUAUACCGUGAUCGUGUUGUGUGUUAUGCGAGUGUACGAGUUUUCCGGAGUGGGGAGACUGCGCGAUUAUUGCCCUCGUCAAAAUAUCAUCGCGUUUAUUUAUUUUUAUUCAAUCUUUACAUUUUUUUUUUCUCAUCGCCGCCGUGACUCACACUAAAUUCUACCGCCGACAGGCCGGCGAUCGCUUUAUAAUAGUAGUGCGCCUUCGUUCUCCCGGUGACUCAGUCUGUGCCGACCGGUCAACGCGUUAACUACUCGUCACUUCAUUUUAUUGUAAUUUUUAUAUUCAUAUUAUUAUUAUUUUUUUUUAUUCGCUUUAGAAUUCAAUUGUCCGACGUCGUCAUGACUUACUACACAACUAGAGUAAGUAAAACGCGUAGAACCCGCAGGGCGAUCCAUUUAUCACGAACCGGCCAUUUUCUCGGAGGAUUUCAAGUGAAUUUUUCAAUUACCGGGGUUUUUUUUUUUUUUUCAAUCAUUAUGGAAUCGGUUGAGAUUUUAUUUCAACACCGUUGUAAAUUGCCUACACGCACGUUUCGUACAUUUUUAUGGAAUUACGUUUUUAAAUAAUCCGAUAUGCAUAACGCUAAUAUAUAGUAUUGUCGGAUUUGAGCUACUUGUGAAUCGUACGAUUUUAAAAUUCAAACCAAAGGAGUAGGAAUGGAUAUAAGUCAUAAAACUCUUUUAUAUUCCUGCGGUCCAAACGUUAAACCGUUACAACUCAUGCACAAUAAAUCCAAUACCGGUGUUAUGAACUGUCAAUAUGUUUGGCAAAACUUUCUUUAUUCGAAUCCGUAUUAAGAAAAAAAAAUGUAAAAAAAGAGAGAUUCCUGUUUGAAUACUCGUUUAAGGCGUGAUAAGUAGGGCGUACAGCGUGAAAAUAGUGUUUAAAGUUAUGGCACGGCCGCGACCGCGGACACACAGAAAUCGAAUUCGAUAAAAAAAAAAACCCCCCGGGAAAAUCGCCGGUUCGCGAUAAACGGAACACCACUCCGUAUAUAUUAAUGUUAAAAAAAAAACUACUAUAAUAACGUUGCGUUUGUUUCCAUUAUUUGUGCGGAUCAGUGCAUUCCCACGGUCCGUCCGGCAGCCGAUUUCGACGCCAACGCCGACGCGGCCGUACUCAGGGCCGCCAUGAAAGGAUUCGGUACGGACGAACAGGCGAUCAUCGACGUGCUGGCCAAGAGGUCGAACACACAGCGACAGGAGAUCAAAGAGGCGUUCAAGACGCUCUACGGAAAAGUAUCUAUAAUAAUAAUAAUAAUAAUAAUAAUAAUAAUAAUAAUACGUGAAAUAUUCAAUGGCUUAUAACGCGCGUUACGCCACUCUCAUCCCGCCCUUCCCUCAUCGCCCCCCCCCCACCGGUGAAAGUCCGCGUCCAAUAUUCCGCGAUGUUUUACGAUCAUCGGCGGCGUGAAUCUGCGGCUCUGCCCCUCUUGCCACGGCAUUACAAUAGUAUUACACGGUCUCGGAUAUUUCGCGGUCGGGUUGACCUUAAAAACGUGAAAAAAAAAAAAAAAAACAAAAUAAUAAUAAUAAUAAUGAAACGCUACACGGUGCAUUAUAGAAAUUAUUGCCGCACGUUCGCGUACACACUAUCGACGAGAUAGGCGCGGUGAGGAGCGGGAGUCGCCGGGGACGGUUUUUGUCGGUUUGUCCGCUCGAAAUUCAUAACAAUCUAACCGCGGCACCACGCCAGUGUUUCGUAAAACCAGACGAAAGAACGCGUUUCGUUUUUUUUUUUUUUUUUAUCUUUUUUUUUCUGCUACUUCACUACCGUCACGUAUCGUUAUAAAAACUGUCGGGCCCGUAAACCAGAAACGUCCGUAACCAGACGCGUACGAUUGCCCGCUCGUACUCUCGCGCCGUUUGAUAUAUUUUUGUUCGAAUAUUUCUGCUUUCUGUAGGCCUCCUCCAUGCAUUACGUCCCAACGUCUAUUAUUGUUUUGAAACCGCGCGUGUGCCCAGUCGCGCUCUGUCGGAUACUUCUCGAAACAACUUUUUCCACGAACUCGCAUUUAGACGCGUUACGGGCGCGUACGGCGCAAAGUGACACCGGCCUUGAUAAAACGCCCGUACAUCACCGUCGUUCAUAACGCGAAAAAAUGGAAAUUAUCCGGUGCAAAGACGACUGCGGUGCGGCGUAGUGACUGCAGUGUAAUCUGUUCGUAAACUCGCGGGGACGAAUUUUUAAAACUGGGAGAACAAAAGUGGCCGAAUGAACACGACUGUAAAAGCCCCGAAACCUUUCCACAACGGACAACCAACGAUGGGUCCGCGACCGUCCGCUGCAGGCAGGCGUUUCACCGCGUACAAUACAUUUCUGAUGUUAGUUAAAACCGACGGGUGUUUUUUUCUCAAUAAUGAUAUUAUUUUCUACCGCCGCCGCCGCCGCCGGUUUCGAAAAUAUAAAAAUAUAAUAGCGGGCAUCGUCGGCGGACGGAAACUCCCUUUUCCAGUGCGACCGAUAUUAUGACGUACGGGCUCGCAAUAAUCCCGGUCGGUUUUCUAUCUUUCGAACGCGUUAGGCGCGCGCGCCGAUCUGUCGUUAAUUUUAAUACGCCCGACGUAUCCGUAUUAUCCGCACGCGUCCUAUCAAUAAUUGAGUUUUGCCGGUUUUCACGUGUUACAGUUUUUGUUGACAUUUCGAUAAUUACGUAUUACGUGACAUUCUGCCGGCCGCGCGACACCGUAUAUUAUUGUUUCAUAUGUAUAUUUUUUUUUUUAUUUUUUUUUUUUUUGAAUAUACGCGGCGGCACUUUAGACACCGCAAACACAUUGUGUUUGUUCGGUGAUACCAAGGCCAUUUUAUAUUAUACUGUGUAGGUACGAGUUUGUUUUAAAAAUCAAACGGAAAUAUAAACUCGCGAUAUUGUUCUGUUGGUUGAUACGUCAACGUUAAAUUUUUUAUUAACAUUGCCUACGGUCGAUUUCAUCAGUGGCGGCACAAACGGAAUGAUUCACUAAACGCGAUAGCAAUACCUAUUAUUGAUGAUUACUAAAGACUUGAAGAAUUUUAGUUGUUGCGUUAUGCAAACUGUUGUUGUUUUUGUUUUUUUUUUCUCUUCAUAGUUUCAUCUCCCCGUAAACCUACAAAUAACUAUAAUUUACAAAUAAAAAUCUUUACUGCGCAACCAAUGUAAUUAACGGCGCGUUCAGGAAUUUUCAACAGGACGGCGGAUGUAGUGGACGAUAAUCGUAAUUCACGAAUGAAUCGCAUCAAGGUCUUCUUUCGUUCCGCCCGACAAUGAACAUUAAUUUGUAUCCGGAUCCAAACAUUUUUAUCGAUGCGUCAAGCUUUUUUUCUUGAAAUUUGGUUGAAACACAAUAUCACUUAGUAAACACACAUAGUUAUUGUAUUUUUAAUUAAAAGGGGGGGGGAUAUAACUUCUAAUGCCCCCGCGCACGCCGCUGCACACGAUACGUAGAUUAUAAAUGCUAAAUUAAUUUUUUUUUCAAACCGAUAAUAUAUUUUACGAUUGUCUAUUAAAAUAUAUCUAUAGAUAACAGUAUUCAUAUACACGUUUUGUCUUUGAAAUAUCCGUUCUGGAGAUAAUACACCGGAAUGUGUUCGGAAAUACAUUGUGAUCGUUAUGUCGAACAGCCGAGGCGUUAUAAAUUUUAAUCCGCGCGAUGGUAAAAUAAAAAAAAACAGCCAUUGUUUAUCCAAAAGGACAAACGCCGUCGAAAUAUAAUAUUAUCAUCGGCUAACGGUGUGUUAUCUAUUGUCUCCGGUUUACUUCGCACGGCCGACUGUUCGGGAUCGCCCGACCUCGUACGCAACAUCGUUAUUAUUAUAAACGUGUCAAGGUAACAAUGUAAUUAUUACAAUUUGUAUUCGCGUACAUUAUUGCGUUCGUUUACACGUUUACAUAUUUGAAAUAAUAAUUACCGUACGGCGUCUUCCGAAUGACGCGUCAGGUUAUACGGUUCCGAGAGCGGGGAGCGAGUAAAAGAAUACCCGUGCCCAAAUACCGACAAAACCGCUACGCGAAAUUUGAAUCAGCCCUGCGCGUGCGUAAAAUCAAAUGUAAUUUAUUAUUCGUUCGGGUGUUUCGUCCAGGAUUUAAUCGACGAUCUCAAAAGCGAGCUCGGCGGUAAUUUCGAGAACGCCAUUGUCGCUCUGAUGACACCGCUUCCGGAGUUUUACGCCAAGGAGUUGCACGACGCCAUCAGCGGUUUGGGAACCGACGAGGAAGCCAUUGCAGAGAUCUUGGGUACUCUCAGCAACUACGGUGUCCGGACCAUUUCCUCCGUCUACGAAAAACGUAAUUAUACUAACGUUACAUGUAAAUUAUAUCUUCGGUCACAAGACAGAAGUAAGAAGUGCUUGAGUUAAUUUCAUAAAAAAAAAAAAAAAAAAAAAAUGGGGGAAAGGAGGGGGUGUGAUAUGGUGAAAAAAUAACGAUACGAUUGUUAUAAAAUUACGGAAAAAUUGACGAUAAUUGACCCGAGUACUUUUUCCUAGGAACCGUAGGUAUAGUAUACCAGAAUGGGUAAAUUAUAUGUUCUCGUAAUUAUAUUAUACCAAAUCAAAAACGCUGAAUAUUUUAUCCGUUUCGUUUUAUAUGUGUGCUGCAGUGUACGGAAACUCGUUGGAAGACGACUUGAAAUCCGAUACUUCGGGAUCCUUCGCAAGAUUGUUGGUGUCAUUGUGCUGCGUGAGUAUACCUAUCGUUUUAUGGAUAGACGUAAAUAUUAUGAUAAGCCAUAAUAAAUGUUCUUCGUUACGUUAGUAUAUUAGUUAGACGAAAUACAAUAUAUUUUAACUCUAGAAAAAAUUGUGUUCGGGGUAUACGUGUACCCUGGUCCCAGCUGAAAGUGUAACACGUGUUUACAUAUCAUAUUCGAAAACAUAACACAUUUUUACGGUUUUUACGUUAUGUUAUAACGUAUAAAAAAAAUGAUUGUAAUUUUAGGCCAACCGUGAGGAAGAUGUGGAAGUGGAUCGUAGCGCUGCCGUCGCGGACGCACAAGCUUUGAUCGACGCGGGUAUGUCGGCAAUUUUAUUUUUUUACCUUAUCUACGGGUACCACCGGACCCGUGGAUUAUCAUAUCACAAUUAUUUGGCGGUUUUACAGGCGAAGCGCAAUGGGGCACGGACGAAUCUACUUUCAAUUCUAUUUUGGCCACUCGUUCCUAUCCGCAGCUAAGAGCCAUUUUCGAAGAGUACGAGAAUCUUGCCGGUAAGGACAUCGUGGAGACCAUCAAGAAUGAGACUUCUGGCGCUUUAGAACACGGUUUCUUGACCAUCGGUGAGUACAUUGGCAUUUUCUCCUGCGGUUUUCGUCGGAUCCCGCGGGAAUUUCGGAAAAUUUAUUACAAUCAUAAACGGUUGCAGUGAAAAGCGCCAAGAAGAAGAGCGACUACUACGCCGAACAGUUGGAAUCGUCCAUGGCGGGCCUGGGCACCAACGAUCGUCAGUUGAUCAGAAUCAUCGUGGGCAGAUCGGAAAUUGAUUUGGGUGACAUCAAAGAAGCGUACCAGAAAAUAUACGAGACUCCGUUGGCCGACCGGAUAGCCGUAAGUUACAGUUUAUCUAUACAGCUGUACGUAAUAUAAAACGCGCGGCAAAUAAUACAAUUUACAAUCGUCACACGGACAAAAGUAUAUUUGACAGGGGUACAACUCCGAACUCAGUAGUUGUCUAUUAUUAUAUUGUACAUAGGAGCUAUGUACAACAUAUAAGUACUUACUUUUCUUUUAUGAUAAAAAAAAAAUCCCUCGUUCGAUUCUUUCUACUCCGCACCACCAUAACGAAAUAUUCAAACUUUCUGCCAGUGGCGGAUCUGAAGCUCAUUGAAAGAGAGGGCGAACUGGUGUCGUAGGUACCUAUUAAAAACAUACUUCUUCGGGAGGAUUUCAAAAUGUGUUUGAUAUGAAUAUACACAUGCAUUCGGUUCUAAUGCACACCACUGGACUCUCGCUCUCCCAAGUGUCUUGGGCACCUAUUUAUAUGUAUAAUUCAAGUAACAAUUUAAAAAAAACUAAACUAAUGAUCUAGCUGUUGUUGCGUUAUUAACAAAAAUUAAAAAGAGUCCAGAAAGGUCGCCACGUCGCCCCCUCAAAUCUGCCACUGCUUGCUGCGGACACAACAUAUCGUCCAAUAUUAAUUUGUUAACAUAAUAUGAUGCAGUAAUAUUACAAAUAAUAAAACCGUUAUUUUUCAAGACACGUCAAGAUCAUGAACGUGUUCUCUGUGCGAAUUAUUUAACGAGUGUUUAUCUUAUCGAAUUCUUUACUUGUACAUCUAUCUCUAAUAUUAUAUUAAACAUUUAUGUUUAACCAACAUCGCAAUAAUAAGCGAGAUAUUUGAUAAAUUAAUCCAGUUUAAAUGUAUAUCAAUACAUCUACAAAUACUCGUACAUUAUAUUUUAAAAUUAUUAAUUUGUUUUCUUGCACGAUUAUACAAAAAUUCAUAAUUUAAAAUUUAUUGAAUAUCUUCUCGGCUUGAUAUAUUAAAAGUGGAAAGUUGUAUACCUACACAAUUGUAUGAAAGAUUGUAUAAUGUGUAAAUAAAUAUUAUUUUCAACAUUAAUUUAUGUAUAGGUAAUUUCACAGUAUUAUAAAACUCGUUAAAUUCAUUAAUCUAAUAGACAACACUGUGUAAAGUCGCAUUUGUACACAUUUUUCAGCAAAGAGUAUUCCAUUAAUUUUAAAACAAUUUGAAUUAGAAUCAUUUGCUAUAGAAAUACUACAAUUGAAAAAUCAUAUUAAUAUAUUAUUUGGUACUUAAUUAAGUAAUCAGUAAAAAGAGACUGGACAGUCUCUAUAAUACCAUCAUCACUUACAUAGCAUAUAACACCGCGUAAACCAUUGUAAUAUUAUAAUGUAAUCAUUAACAAUUUUUUCUGCAACGGUCUAAAUUUUAUUUAUUUAUUUAUUUUUUUUUUUUUUUUUUGUACACGUAAUCGAAUAAUUUUCUCGUUAUUCGAUAACCGUGGCUAAUAUAAUCGAUAUGUGCAUAGGCUAAUGAGGUUUUGUUUUAGGGCGACACCUCUGGGGAUUACAAGCGUCUGUUAUUGGCUCUCGUACACUAAUUAAGCUUUGAAAUGCAUGAGGAAAGGCACGUCGAUAUAUUCUUGCUUUAUCUGUGCAAACGUUUAACUUCAUAUAAAUAACAAAAUUAUUUUAAUUUUACUAUUAUUAUUAUUAUUAUUGUUGUUUUACUUUAACGUCUUGAAUCAAUUAUCAGUGCCUGUUAAACAUUUAUACUUACGAAUUAUAUAUUUUUUCUCAAUAAACCAACAAACAUUAUAAAUUACGAGUCAUAUUGUACCUACCUAUACCUAUAUUAUAUACAUUGUACAAAUACCACCACUUUGACAGCACCUAUAAUAUAUUGUUUAUUAAUAAAUAAUACCGUAUGAACGGAAUUUCGUAAGACACUUGAACCCACAGUAUCUAACCUAACCUUACCCAACCUUAUACUAGUUACACUAACAGACACAACAUCCAGGCAGUAUAAAUACACGGGGAUUGGAAUACUUUUCCCGAACUCAUGGACAAAAAAGGAAAAUAAUACGAUUAGAACUUAAAAUAGAUACUUGUCCUCUGUUGAUCUAAACCCGAUACUGAUCUAAAGAAAUUAGUACCCUCAGUGUAAACCAUAAACCUAGUAGACGAAAAACCACGUCAGCUUUAGACAAAGCAGAGGGGAAAAUGAAAAAACCACGUCCAUUGACCACAUUGGGUUACCUUCGUGAAAAGUAGUUCCCGCACACACACACACACACACACACACAAAAUAACAAACACAGACGCACAUCGCUUACAUUUUAGAACUAUUUCAUACCGUUGUUUUGUAUGCUGACUGGCCGACAAACCAUUACGGUUGUAAAACAAUACCAGCUGCCUACGCUGGAUUAAUUAUUAAACCGAAUUCACAUUUCCGUCUCUCCGGUUUAAAAUUAGUUUUUUAAUGAUACGUGCGUGUGACACAUGCCGUUAUCAGAUGAGUCGGCGUGGCCCCUCAGGAGAACUGACAUUGAAGCAGACAUUAUUCCAUUACCUAUAAUUAUUUCGGUCGUUGCAGCGUAUAUGACUACUCUGAAAUGUUGACAUCAUGCACCAAUUAAGUUAAUAUAUUUUUUUAAUUUUAUUUGAGAUUUUUUUCGGUGAUACCGGGUAUAAAAUACGAUUAUGACGUGCGUUACACUGUAAUAUUGCUAACGCUCAAUUAACUUAAUUGAAAUUGUCCAUCGAUUUUCACCCGGAUACCCACAAGAGAAAUAAUAACUGUGGCCUGCGCACGGGUUAAGGAAAAUAUAUUUUUAUUUGUCAUAUUUUUAAUAUCUACAGGAAUACGUCGUAUAAAUCAAAUGUCAUUUUAAUAAUUGUUAUUCUUCCAAAACGUCAUCGUAAUAAAACACAAUAUUAAAUGUUAUACAAUAAUUUAUAGAAUACACUAAACUAAAAAUUGAAACAGAUAUAGGUAAUAAGUAUUAAAACCCCGUUGAUAAUUGUAUACAUUUUCGGUAGUUAUUCUUAAGCCUGAUCCACACGAUGGUCGUGAAUAUCAUAAUAUUUAGUGUUACAACUAUCGCGAUAACAAUUAUCACAGAGAUAUCGCCCAUACGAUGAUAUAGUAGAGUGAAUUUCAAUAAAAAAAUGUAUGCAAUAGUGUGACAUUUGUUCACAUAGUGAUAGGAGUAAAUAUAUUAACACUCUCAUAGUCUCAUGAUAGUAACUAUUCAUAAUCAUGCAAUGCAUGCAUGACAGUGUGAUUUUUGUUUUCACGAUAGUUCAGAAGAACUUUUAUGUUCGGACGAUAUACCUCAUGAUAGUAUAACUAUCUAUACAGCUGUGAAUUUCACAACUACAGUCUUGUAACUAUCAUCUUGUAGAAAAUAGUACUUACAAUGUUAUACUUAGGUAUCUAAUCAUAUCUACCUGCUACUACACUACAGUUUAUAUAACAACUAUAACCUAUAUGAGUAUGACCAGUUUCCUCUAAAACGAAACUUUUCCAUUUUCACUAACUGUCCCUUGCCGUUUUUCACCAAUUGUAACACCGUUUACCAACAGUGGCGUAUGCGGGAUUUUUUUUAUAGGAGGUAAAGUAAAUUUACACAAUUUUGAUAGCUACGUCCACCUAAAUCAUUAUACAAGGUUUAAUUAUAUAUUAGCCUUUCUAAACUUGGUAAAAUAUUCAAAAUAUUUUGCCGAUUUUGAACGUUUUUAAUUUUAAAUUUUAAAUUCAAAUUUCAAUACAAAUCGUAAAAAUCGUGGCAUUUCAAAACAUGUUUAAUCUAACUUCUUCAGUACCGUUAAUUAAUUGCAAUGAUUUAUCACUGCGAAUAGAUAAUUAUUAAUAAAUAAUAUAUAUCUUACUUUCUUAAUUUCUCACCUACAACAGUGGCGCAUCCAUCGCCAGUAGGUUUCAGUUCUUAUUUUGAAUACUGAGCGAAAAGAGGAAUAUAUUGGUUUUACAAUAAUAUUUAUUAAUUUUUUUUUUCAUCUGUGAACAACUUUUCUGCCAGAUAACUUCCAUGCUAGAUAAUUUUCCUGAGAUGGUACGUUAAGGAGGUGAUUUUUUAUUUUCCUAGGGUUUUCACAAUAAAUAGGAAAACCAGGAAAAAACGUAGGAAAAACGGGAAAAUGUACGAAAUUUAUUAUUUUUCAAAUCUUUUAUAUUACGACCUUUCAAUACACGUAUAACCGAACUCAGCUCUGUAUCUUCUUAAAACCUACUAAUACAAUGUGAUUGGCUAGAUUUUCAACUUACCCGCUUCUCUUAGUCGAUGAAAACCACUGUUGGUCCAAACGUGAUAACCCCCCCCCCCAUAGGAAUUCAGUGUGUUCUGAGUGUUCUAGUGGUUCUAAAACCAAGACGAAAACGGCAAGGCCAAUGCCGUAGAUAGGGCUGGGCAAGCCUGGUUCAGGCCAAGAGCGCAUCUCAGAAAAGAGCACAAAUUCCAAAAUGUAUGCACGAUGGAAACGUAUAUAAGUGGGUUAUUACGCUUAUAAAGCCGUAGAACGGAAAUGUGUGUGUGUGGCCAGAGACACCGAGAAAGCCUGUUAUGGUUUCGGCCUUUUGGGCUAGGGGUACAUAUAUAUAUAUAUAUAUAUACGUUUGGUGGAAAACGGCAAAGGUUCUGAAUGUCAAAAUCGAUCCCGCCGAAAUCGCGACUUUGCGACGGUGACAUACUACUAUUAUAACCGAACCGAAUGAAUACACCAUUCUUAACGUAACUGUAUUUGUAUGUUCUCAGAGCGACUGUGGUUCAGAUUUCAAAAAUUUGCUUAUCACACUUGUUUCGUCGUAAUAAGACGCGUUGUAGUCUAACGCGCGCACGUCCGUUCCACCGUCAUCGUGGACGCGCACCGAUCCCGCUACUACCGCUACCGCAAUCACAUUAUUGAUAUUAUAUUUGUACUGUUAUUAUUAUUACUAAUAUUAUUAUUACGGUCAAGCAACAUUUUCAGACUACAGUAUACACGCUAACACGCACGGGCACGCGUUUAAACACUUGACGUCGGAAACUCGCGUAAAUAAUAACGCACGAGUGGUGUAUUACCGGUGUAACGUUGUUUCGCAAAUAUCUUUCGCCCUCGCCCGUUGGCUUUUGCCGUUUUUCCCGCACGACAAACGCUCGGUAACCGUACAUGCCAAUGUUAAAAUACCGACGCGCGAAUAAACCGCCGUUUACACGCGCGGGUACACACCCGUAUACACACAAUACAUUAUAAUAUUAUUAUUGUGUUUCAUAUUAUUAUUGUAACACCCGCUCUAGAAAUGCGUAAUGUUUGAUUGUAUGUAUCCGUAAGGUUAUUUUAUUAUAAUAUUACCGCUAAAAAUUAAAAAAAUAUAUAUAUAUUUAUAAUAUUGCGUUAACUAGUAAUGGCUUAUUGUUUUUUUUUUUUUUUUUAACCUUAUAUUAAAAUAUAUUUAUAAGAAACACUAUCGUGGUAUUAAGGAAGCACAUCUUUUUUGAUUAAAACACGUGCGCCGACGUUGAUAUUUUUUAUUUUUGUUUAUUUUCCGUAUCCUCUAAUCUGUUGCAUAUUAUUCCGUUGCAAUGUUACAUAACGUAAUAAUAAUAUGCUGCUGGUUUUCUCGGGCCCGAAAUCUGGAAUAGAAUAUUUGCCCGUAAUACGCUAUACUAUAGAUCCCGAGAGGAAAACCCCCAAAGCAACAAUACUGUCAAAAUUGUAUGUAUAUAAAAAAAAAAAAAUCGGAUAUAAAAAUUGAAAUUGAAGUAGUGCUAACCGUUAUACCUAUGUAAUAACUAAAGUAACGCGAAGAUACCGAAUAUGAGUGUCUAAAUAGUUUGUAUCUAAUGUAUUUUCUUAAUUCCACAAUUUAUCGCUCUGAACAAUUAAUUUUAGACACUUGCUAACUAAAAUGUUAGCUAUGCGGGCUUCCCUCGAGAGAGUAGAUAGCACAGUUAUAUAACUGUGCUAUCUACUAUAAUUUAUAGACUGAAAAACCAUUCAGACGACAAUAUUUAUACGGUAAUUUAUGCAUACAUGUAUAAAUAAAAUUGAAACGGGUGUAUCUGUAAACUUUUUUUAAUAUUAUUAUUAGUAGUAGAUAGUAUAGUUGUUUUUGGAGAUUUCUUUUCCGGCAAUUUUUUCUCCCGGAGAUUAUUUUUCGGAUUACCGCACUAUAUGGGUACUCGUAUUACUCGUAUAUACCCGUAUAAAUCUUGGGUACAAAAUCCGUGGUCCGUCCAAUCUGUGCGUAACGCAUUGUCAAUUGGUCGAUGGCGAUUGAACGACCGGAUUGAACCGGUGAUACCGGUGAACCGGGGGGAUAUCUCGGCUCGAAAUUAUGCUUGUUUUCAAUUGAAUUAAUGACGAUUCUAUCUAUUUUCUAUGAUUUCGGGCCGGUGAAAACCCUAAAGCCCGGUGGCCCGGUACAUUCUCUAUCCGGCGCUGAUCGCAUCACUACAAAUCAAAUAAAUAAUAUUGUGGUGUAGCCGAGUUUCGCUUCAGUUUUUGAAAAAAGGCAUUGAUGAAAGUGAACCACAGACGGCGAUUGGCGGGUGCUAGGGGGGAUAACCCACAAAAUCAUCUACAGCACCUCUUAAUUGGUAAAAAAAUAAAUAAUUAUUCUAGCCUCCCUCCCGCCCCGAAAUUUAAAUGACCUUUUAUUAUAUGGUUUAUUGCGUUUUUGUGUGUUACAACAAAUGGGUGUGUGCAGGUAUUAUAAUAAGCAAGUGAUGAUUUUUUUUUUUUUUUUUUGCUCAUCACUAAAAUAGCCUUUAGUCAUAGCCAUAGCUCCCCCACCCCUAAAAUUCAAUCAAAUCUCCGUUUAUCAGGUGAGCCGAAUCAAUACCCGUUUAAAUUUGUGACGUAUCCCACUACUGGUCCUGUUGGUUCCCGCUGUAAUAUAGCCAAUUACGCGCAUUUCCCCUCCCAUUCUUACAGGCCCCUUCUCACCUUAAUUAAAUACCUUUUUCAAACGGAUACCAGUUCCGCGUGAGCUAUGGGCUCGGGAACCAAGUCGGUACUGGCCUGCGCAUGUGCGUAUAAGUGAUAAAUUAUAAUUCAUAAUAUUGUUCACAUACCUAUUUGGAUGGUCAUUCGAGUUUUCGCGGUAACCGUGGCCUACAGGUACUUGCAGGUAGAAUGCACGAAUACGCGAAAUGUUUUCAUUUCUCGCACUGGGGAUAAACGAAUCGUACUUUUACCUAAAUUGAAUUAGUCGAACUUCACUUAAUGCAAAAAUGUGAUAUUUGAAAAAAAAAAAAACUUUCACGAAAUAAAUCAAAACCGUUUCCCAGUCUUCUGUCUUAUAUAUCUACGAAUAAUAAUUUCGCUAAAUAAUAAUUUAAAUAAUUUGACAGGUUCGAAAAACACUUUUUAAUAUUCAAUUGUGAGUGUUUAUUUUUUUUUCGAAAACCUUUUUUUGACAAAAAUACAGUCCGAUCAUUUCUUUUUCACAGAAUUGCAAUAUCUGUCUGAAAUGAGAGUAAUUUGAAUUUACCCCUCGCGUUAUUUUAAAAACAAAUAUAAUAAAAUAUGUUAUCCUUGGUUAAAAAAAAAUCAAACGCCUUUAGUUAGAUGCACGAAAACAUGUCUUUCUCGUCACUACUAUAUAGUAUUGAUAUUUAUAAUUAAAUCGAGUAGAGAAAAACGCACGUCACGCGAAUGAAAAAUCGUAUUUAAUCCUUACGAUACCGUACUAUAUGGGUAAGAAACUUUACCAACAUUGCAGAGAUCGCGUUGACGAAUGAAGAGUACUCGGAUAUAAGACUUCGGCGAACCGUUUUGCAAGUAUAAUAUUAUUUGAUCGAUAUACUUACAGUACGGGUAUGCCAAUACUGUAAUCCGCAUUUUAUUACGUUACCGUGUCCUUAACCGUACGUGUCCUAUAUUAUGACACUUUACACUGCGGGUAAGUAGACCGUGAGAUCGAAGUCGAGAGUUUGGAUCUUCAAAAGCGGCCGCAUGUUUGCGAUAGCGAUGCCGGACAGGCAAACAACACAGGUACGCGUAAUUUAUCAUAAGUUAUACCUAACCGUUAUAUUUGAUGUGGCUAUACAAUAGUUAUUGGGUUAAAAGUUUAUAAUAUUAAGAAAUAUAAAAAAAAAUACUCAUCUAUAUUGUGUAAUGAUAAAUUUAGGGUUCGGAUGUUUAUGAAAUUGCGUAUUUUUUUCUGUUUGUCCAAUUCAAUGCUGACCUGGAUACAAAUUUGAUUCAUGUUCUACAGAAUCAAAUAACAAUAUAUUUACUUUGCAUACUUUUGCGUAUUUUAUGGUCUUGUAUUUUAGAUGCAUAUUUAUGGACUUUAAGAACAUAAAUGCAUAUUUCAGUAUAUUUUCGAACUUUUUUUUAAAAAAAUUUAAAUUAAUAACGAAAUAUAAAGCAAAAAAGCAUACAAUUUAAACAAAUUAAAAAAUCAGUAAAAUCCAUGUAUCGCACUGUAACGCUUUUAUUGUAAAUUAAUAUGUAGUAUUAAAAAAAUAAUAAAUAAAAAUAACCACUAAGAAAAAUACUACUAAUAAAAUUAAAUACUUAAGGUAAAAUAAAUUUUUUGUGCAUAUUUUGGUGUUUUUUUUUAAACUAAAAAUAAAAUGCAUAUUCGGUUAUUUUUUAGUGCAUAAAUGCAUACAUAUUACAGUUAUUUGAAGUGCAUAAACAUCCGAACUCUCAUGAUAAUAUACGAAAUAGGUAUGCUCUUAAAAUGAAAAUAUAUUUUAAAUUAUAACAUAUUUAUAUUUUGUUUUGUUAGAAUAAUACAAUAAGUUCUUAGUUUUUACUUAGGAAACACGAGGUAAAUAAAUUCGACUAGAUUUAAGAAUAAAAAUUAAAUAUAAGCACAUGUAUGGAACCUGUAGUGUGUGGAAAGUGGCUUUUAAAAAGUAAUCUCGUUCUCAUUAAUUAAAAAAAAAAAAAUAAUAAAAAUGAACUUUAUCUAAACGUUUCUGAUUUUUUAUUAAUAGGUAUUUAUAGUGCAAAUUCCAAACUAUAAUUUGUUUAUAUUUUUAAUUUGAAAAUACCAAUAUUUUAAUCUGUUUUGGAAAUACAAACAUAUUAUUGGUAUGAGUCAUUAAUCAUUAGUCACUUGCGUACUGAAUUAUAAAUAUUAAAACGUUCCUCGCAACUUGGAAUUCUUUCCCGCCCGUCGUUCCAUUGUUUUAAAAGUAAUACGCGUUCCAUGAGGCGUUCCCAUAAAAGUCCUUCUCAACACUAUACCGUUUCAAAUAGAAUUGGCCCAAAUCAAUUAUCAUCUUUGUCGUUAAUUUCGAUCGGAUAUGACUCGCUCUGCGAGAAAUGAAUACCCGUAUCGAUUACCGACGGAAUCAUUGAUAUUAUUACACGUGUCCAGAGUAUGAAAAAAAAAAAAAAAAUGAACGAACGAUGUAUGGAUGCCGUUAAAAAAAACUGCGUGGAUAAUAUUGUAAAGGGAGUUAAGUUAAACGGCUAAGAACAAUGUAUCGAAACUAUCAAACCCCAUUUUAAAACCGGCCAUGUCGGAACGAUAAAAUGCCGACCCGUAAAUCGGAAUAAUAAUACGUGUUACGUACAAACGCACUCACGUUGCACACAUCUAUACACUUGUAGCUGCCUACACCGUACGCCUUAAAAACAAUUCGGUUGUCUGUUCUAUUUCGGGUGAUUGUAUUUCUAGAACCAAAUUAUCCAAAUUUAUAUUCCGUCGUAACGGCGAGCAAUUGCAUUUACACGAUUCGAUGUUGAAAAAAGAUUUGAAUAUUUGUCGAAAAAAGUUUUCAGAAUUUUUAAGUGUGGUUAAAGCCUAUGUUAUCGAAUACUUGGAGUUUUCACAACAUUUAAGGAGUAUCCAGUGGCGAUAACAAAUUUGGUUUUUCGAAUGGGAAUUAUGUUAAAAAUUCCAUGAAUAGACAGAAUGUUACAUUAAUUACAUUUUGGUGUGAAAACGUUCGAUUUCCGUCGGCCCGUCAACGAGAUAAUUCACUUUUAGGUUUAGGUAGGGGGGGGGGGUGGCGAGUAGUGGAGUACUGGAGUAUCGUUUAUGUGGCCGAACGGCACACGGCGUUUUAUAGUGUUCCACUACUCUCCUCCUACCAACAUUUUAAAAGUGAAACAUCACUAUUACACCCACCCAUCAGCUAUCGUCCGUUCAGAAAUCUGAAUCAAAACUAUAAUUUUGACAAUUUUAUACGAUUAUAUUAUAUCAUAUUGAAUGUUGAGCGAACAGUCCGCAUUGUAUAAUUUCAGCAGCUAAAGAUUUCGAUAACGGGCGGAAAUAGCGCGAAAAGGGUAAUGGGCGCGAAACGCAUGGGCGCUGUGCGCGCGGCACGCCUAAAAGCUAUUGCUCGUCACAGCAAAUAUGAAUGGGGUGUGCGGAUUAGUAAUCGAUAGGUACCUAGCAUUAUUGAUUGCCUGCAUAAUAUAAUCGACGCUGGCACCUGCUUAUAGUAAUAGCGUUACAAUAAUAGACUCUCCGAUCGCAAAUUCGCCGCGCUGGUAAAUUAGUAAUAAUCGUCUCAUAGAAAAAGACGAAAAAAAAAAAUGGUCGCGUUUUUUACAACGUCGUCGAAAAUAAUUCGCGAUCGUCUAAAUGUCUAUUUUAAAAGUACUUAUAUGGACGCACAAUAAUAUUAUCGUUGCCUAUACUCAGUCUGUGUAAAAGACACUUUUAAAACGUAUUCGAGUACAGCGUUUAAAAUAUGUAUUUGAAUACUCGGGCAAAAAAUAUUAAUGUACAAAUACUUUUCAAAAGUAUUUAUAGAUACUUUCAAAUACUCAAAUUACUUUUUUUUUUUAUACAAAAAUGUAAUUCAAGUAAAGGUAUUUCCAAUUUUGUUAUAACAUACUAAUUACGCGAAACGCAACAAUCUAUAAAUAUAAAUAAAAUUGUUUGAAUUAUUGAAAUUAUUUGAAAAUUUGAACUGUUUUAUUUAAAUUUGCGUUCUUGUGCAUCAAGCAAGACGGAAAAUUAUCUAAAAACAGCAUUUUAUUUUGAAUACCGAUACUUUCAAAAAAAAGUAUAUAAAUAGUGCGCCCAAGCACUAUUAUCGAGUGUAUUUAAAAUACGUAUUUGAGUACUUGAAAAGCAUCUGAAUACUUUUACUCAAGUACAUUACAAUACGGCCUACAUAUUUAUUAAUAAAUUAUUAUUCGAUUGUUUUGUUUGCAGAGCGAUUGCGAAGCGGACUGCAAAAGUUUACUAAAGACCGUCGUAGACCAAUAAACUGCAAACACACACGUGCUAACACACCCGCAAUAUUACCAUUAUUUACUGUCCAACGCAAACGUUACUUAUAUUAUUAUUAUUAUGCAUUCCAUUUAUAUUUUGUGUUCGAUAUCCACCACUAUUAUUGUUAACUAUUUAUUACCCGCCUGUUUAUUGCCCGUUAUAUUAUCACCACCGUGCUAUGGCACGUAAUCGGCCGACAGAAAAAUGCCAAUAGUGCACGUGUUUUUAAACCCGUACGUAAUAUUAUACACUUUGAACGAGGCUUUAUAUUUUAUAUUUUUUAACCAUGCUUUAUACGAAUACCUUAUUAUUAUGUAUACGCGCGUACGCUUCGAUAUUUAUUAUUAACGUUUCCUUGUAAUAAUACAACAUUAUAUUAUCGACUAGUUGGAUUGGUUAUUUGUUUUUUUUAUUCA